AUGGCGACAACGAUUACAGAGAACAGCAAUCUUGUUGAUGCCAAAGAGGAUAGUGAAAUCGACGACAGGGCGAUGGAUGUCGAGGCUGCUGUUGAUGACCAGGAACGAUGUCGCGUUGGUGGUGUUGUUGACGGUGAACCUUCGUCUUUGCCUUCUUCUCAUACACUGUCUCUCAACCACGAAAAAGUAGUAGAAACCAAUAUUAUGUCUUUAUGUCCGGCGACAACGAUUACAAAGAACGGGAAUCUUGUUGUGGCCCAAGAUGGUGGAAACGUCAAUGACUUGUUGAUGGAUGUUGAGGAUGCUGUUGAUGAUCAAGAACGAUGUCGUGCUGGUGUUGAUGUUAGCGGUGUACCUUCGUCUUUGCCUUCUUCUCACACUCUGCCUCUCAAUCACGGAAAAGUAGAACUUAAUACUAUUUCUUCAUGUUCUGAUGUUGCACGUAGCACGAAGGGACUCUUGGCUGAAGGGAUAGAAAACCAAGAAACAAAAACGGAACGAUCUGAUUCCAUUAAUGGUGAUGGGGGUGAAGAACAAAACGGUAUUUAUGAACCUGAGCCGAAAGUGGGUCUUCGGAAGAAGAGAGGUUGGCCAAGAGGUAGGAAAAGAGGUCCGAAAAGGGACAACGAGAACAGUAAUACUGCUACUAAAUCUCAAGAGAAGAACAUUAAAUCACGUGGUCGUCCCAAGCAGGCUGUUACCACGGAAGACGUAAGGAAGAUGGCGAGUGGUGUUGUGAAGUCAAGUGAUGAUGAUAACAAGUCCCCAGAAGAAACAGAAGAAGUUAUGGUUGAUGCUCAAACUGUUCUUCCUACUCCUGAUGGAGAGGGGAACGCUACCAAUGAAGUAAUAAACAACAAAGAGGACAAAAUAGAUAGUGGGAGGCCCAAAAGAAGUAGCACGAAAAACAAAAUUAAUUAUGCAAUUUUCGAAUAUGAUUUUGAUGAUGAAGAGGAUGUAAGGAAGAAGAUACACCGGCGAUCUUUUCCAAAGAAAAAAAAGAGUGGUGAAGAGGAACAGGAUAAAGAUGAUGGUGAUGGAGGUAUAGAACAAAAUUGGGGUUCUGAUUCUGAAGCAGAGGGGAAGAAGGGUGUUCAGAAGAAAGGCAGGAAAAGAGGUCGGAAAGCGAAGAACGAGAACACUGGUAUUGCUACUAAAUCUCCAGAGAAGAAGAUUAACGAACGUAAGAAACUUUGUGUUUCUGCAAAAGAAGCAGGGGAGAUGACUAGUGGUGUUGUGAAGUCAAGUGAUGAUGAGAACAAGUCCCCAGGAGAAACAGAAGAAGGUAUGGUUGAUGCUGAAACUGCAAUUGCUACUUCUGAUAGAGAGGGAAACGUUACCAAUGAAGUAAUAAACAGUGAAGAUGUCAAAAAAGAGAGUGGAAGGCCCCAAAGAAGUACUAGGAAGGUUGAUAUUAAUGACAGAAGCCAGAAAGCUCAGGGCUCAAGUAAGGAGGGUUCAAGGCCAAAGUGUGCUGCAAGGCACAUGGUUCCAGAUGAAAAUGGAAAUCUAGUUCAUGUACCAUCAGUAAUGUGCCAUCAGUGUCAAAGGAAUGACAAGGGACGAGUUGUUCGGUGUCAAAAAUGCACCACAAAACGUUACUGUGUGCCUUGCAUGACAAGAUGGUAUCCUAAUAUGACAGAGGAGAUGUUUGCUGAGUGUUGCCCUGUUUGCUUAGACAAGUGCAACUGUAAAGGUUGUUUGCGUGAUGUGCAUCCUAAAGUGAAAGAGAAGAUUGAUUUCAAACCUGAUGAUGAUCACAAAAUGCGGUAUUCUGUUUAUAUCCUACAUGUGCUUCUUCCAUUCUUGAAGCGUCUCAAUGAGGAGCAUGUAAAGGAGAAAGCAAUUGAGUCUGAAAUUCGAGGAUGUUCAUUAUCUGAACUACAUUUGAAGAAGGCAAAGUGCAGUAAAAAUGAGCGCAUGUACUGUGACUGCUGUAAAACAUCAAUUUUUGACUUGCAUAGAAGCUGCCCUUCUUGUCAAUAUGACCUUUGCCUUCAAUGUUGCUGGGAAUUGCGAGAGGAUGGUGACUCUAAGGGAAACAAGGAGGAAGUUACCAUUGAAUUUAUAGAUCCAGGUUUUGAGUACUUACAUGGGGGGAAGGAGAAGAAGCAUGACGAGCCUAAGGGAAACAUGGAAACAAUGAACGUGGUUAGUUUUCUUGAGAAAGCUGCACCAAAGAAAAAGCAAAGUCAUGGCUGGAAGUCUCUGGAUGAUGGCAGAAUUCCUUGUCCUCCAAAAAGUAUGGGUGGUUGUGGUUGUGGUAUUCUAGAAUUGAUGCGCAUAAAGCAACCUGACACUGUUCCAGAGUUGUUGGAGAAAGCACAAGAGCUCUUAAAGACGCACAAACUGGAGGAAGAUAUGAGGGAUAUGCCUGAGAAAUGGUGCACAUGUUCUUCAGAUGAUGGUGAUCAGCAGUUACGAAAAGCUGCUUCUCGUGACAAUUCCAAUGACAAUUACUUGUAUUGCCCACAUGCUAUUGACAUAAAACCUGGAGAUUUGAAGCAUUUCCAGUGGCAUUGGUCAAAAGGGGAGCCUGUAAUUGUUAGCAAUGUUCUUGAAACUACACUCGGGUUGAGCUGGGAACCCAUGGUCAUGUGGCGUGCUUUUCGCCAGACGAAAAAUCUCAACCAUGAUCAGCUCUUGGAUGUGGCUGCUCUUAAUUGCUUGGACUGGUGUGAGGUUGAUGUAAAUGUUCGUAGCUUUUUUAAUUGUUAUUUGGAAGGUCUUCAUGAUGAAAAAGGGUGGCCUAAGAUGCUAAAGUUGAAAGACUGGCCUCCAUCAAGUUUAUUUGAAGAAAGGUUGCCACGUCAUGGUGUUGAGUUUAUCACUUGUUUACCCUUUAAAGAGUACACACAUCCACGUGAUGGAUACCUUAAUCUUGCAGUGAAGUUGCCUGAAAAAUCUUGUAAGCCAGACAUGGGUCCUAAAACAUAUAUAGCUUAUGGCAUUCAUCAAGAAUUGGGACGUGGGGACUCUGUAACUAAACUUCAUUGUGACAUGUCUGAUGCGGUGAAUGUGUUGACACAUACUGCAACUGUGACCCCCAAACCUGAACACCGGGGAAAGAUAAAAAAAUUGAAACAGCGUCACAAAGCUCAGGAUAAGAGGGAACUUUAUGGACGGGUAGGAAAGACACAAGCUGAUGAUGAUAACAUGAAAGAUGCUACUGCUGAGCAAGUUGUUGGCUUGAAAAACCAAAAUGGGCACUUAGGUAACAAACUUGAUGAAUCCAAAGUUGAAAGAAACUGGAGUGAUAUCAAUGUGGAAGAAACAAGUGACCGCGUUAACAGUAGUGGCAAGCGAAAAAGUGGGCAUGAAUCAGAUUCUUGUCUUGUGACAACUACUAGUGAUCAUUCAGAUGAAUAUGCAUUGAAGGAGGAAAGUUGUGAAGGAUCUGAGUCUAAAAUUGAUGAAAAAGAUGAGAGGAAUAGAAAGGAUUCCAUGGAAAAAGUUGAGGGUCAAAAUGGAAAUAGAAGAAGUAGAAGGACUGUCGAAAAACAAGUCAAAGCUUCUAAUAGUGAAGAAGAUAACAAUAAGAGUAAGAGAAAGAAUUCAAAGAAAAGAGUUGCGGUACAAAAUGAAAAUGAAGGAUCUAAAAGGAAGAGCAAGAAAAAAGUUGUCUCUUCUGAUAGUGAAGAAGAUAACAAUAAUGAGGAAACAGAAGCUGUUGAAGAAGGUGAUAACCAGGAUGAUAGUUGUGUGGAUGGAAUUGAUCUGGGAGAAGGAGGUGCGUUGUGGGACAUAUUUCGGAGGGAAGAUUCGCCUAAACUGGAGGAAUAUCUAAAAAAACAUUUCAAAGAGUUUAGACAUAUCUUUUGUCGACCACUGGAGCAGGUUAUCCACCCAAUUCAUGACCAAACAUUUUACUUGACCAUAGAGCAUAAAAGGAAGCUUAAAGAAGAGUUUGGAAUUGAAGCAUGGACUUUUGUCCAGAAGCUUGGGGAUGCUGUAUUUAUACCUGCUGGUUGUGCCCAUCAAGUUAGAAAUUUGAAGUCAUGUAUAAAAGUUGCACUGGACUUUGUUUCUCCUGAAAAUGUUGGUGAAUGCAUUCAAUUGACAGAGGAUUUCCGUGUUCUUCCCCAAAAUCAUAGGGCUAAAGAAGAUAAGUUGGAGGUGAAGAAAAUGGCACUUCAUGCAGUGGAGGCAGCUGUAAAGGAGUUAAAAGAUCUUGCUACCAAAGAGGAACCUGAACCUGAACCUGAACCUGAACCUAAACCUAAACCUAAAUCUGAACCUGAAUCUGAGGAAUAG
Messenger RNA from Lactuca virosa, 4254 nucleotides. The record is from the annotation of a GenBank genome assembly. NCBI's taxonomy places the organism in Eukaryota, Viridiplantae, Streptophyta, Magnoliopsida, Asterales, Asteraceae.